Molecule: messenger RNA, 6929 nt
Organism: Acipenser ruthenus (sterlet)
Lineage: Eukaryota; Metazoa; Chordata; Actinopteri; Acipenseriformes; Acipenseridae
Gene: kmt2e
Product: lysine (K)-specific methyltransferase 2E
Exons: 27
Coding region: 421-5844 (1807 amino acids)
Molecular function (GO): protein binding
Source: RefSeq, a predicted model, not a curated record
GCCGCCAUUUUUGCAACUAGGUAGGAGAGGAGACUCUGUGAUAAGACAAGGAGAGAGACUAAAGAAAAGUCAAGCAAUUACAACACGUUUCUCCGCAGAAAACCUCCAGAUAGCGGGCUCGGGUUGAACUGCAGCAGCAGCUGUACGAGUAGGGGGGGUGUGUCUGGGGGCUGCUUGCUUGUUUCUCUUUGUUAUAGUAAAAUCCGCAGUGGAGGUGGUGUAUUGUUUUGGUUUUCCGGAGGCUCAGGAGGGGUUUUUCCUCCGACUCCCCUGUUUUGUUGACAUUAUCUCUUGUGGACAUUUAAGGCUUUGUGGAUGCACUUAGAUGUUUGCAAUGAGCACUGUGGCUGGCAUGCCUCAGUGUUUUGGAUACCAAUGCUUAGGACCCCGUAGGAAUCAAAUUUUUCAGACGCGAACGUCAUGAGCAUAGUGAUCCCGAUUGGGGUUGAUACAACAGGAACCUCAUACUUGGAAAUGGCUGCAGGUUCAGAACCUGAAUCCGUAGAAGCUAGCUCAGUGGUAGUUGAGAAGUCCAACAGUUAUCCACACCAGAUCUACACCAGCAGUUCUCACCACUCUCACAGCUAUAUCGGUCUGCCAUACGCGGACCACAACUAUGGUGCUCGCCCCCCACCGACGCCCCCCGCCUCGCCCCUGCCGGCGGUCCUGAUCAGCAAGAACGACGUGAGCCUCUUCUCCAGCGCGGCACACUUCGAUGAGACCUCCAGUGCCACCACCAUCAGCACCUCUGAGGACAGCAGCUACGGGACCGACGUCACCCGCUGCAUCUGCGGCUUCACACACGACGAUGGAUACAUGAUCUGCUGUGACAAGUGCAGUGUCUGGCAGCACAUAGACUGCAUGGGGAUCGACAGGCAACACAUUCCCGACACCUACCUGUGUGAGCGCUGUCAGCCCAGGAACUUGGACCGAGACAGGGCCAUUCUGCUGCAGACAAGAAAAAGGGAAAAUAUGUCAGAUGGCGACACGAGUGCGACUGAGAGCGGGGACGAAGUGCCCAUGGAGCUGUACACUGCCUUCCAGCACACGCCCACCACCAUCACCCUGACCGCAGCCCGUGUUAGUAAGGGCAGCGACAAGAAACGCAAGAAGAGCGGCGACAAGGAGCAGAAUGCAGCCAAGAACAAGAAGGCCUUCCGGGAAGGAUCUCGCAAAUCUUCCAGAGUCAAGGGCUCUGCCCCGGAGGUGGACCCCGCUGACCCUCCGAACUGCAUGUGGGAGAACAAGAUCAAGGCAUGGAUGGACCGCUACGAGGAGGCCAGCAGCAACCAGUACAGCGAGGACGUGCAGAGCCUGCUGGCCCUGGGGCUGGGGGAGACUGGAGAUGGCAGCAAAGCCCACUUCAACACCAGCAACAACACCGGCUUCAAGCCCCCAGUCGAGAGUCAGGUGCAGAAGAACAAGAAGAUCCUGAAGGCUGCCAAAGACCUCCCCCCCGACACCCUGAUCAUUGAGUACCGGGGGAAGUUCAUGCUGCGCCAGCAGUUCGAGGCCAAUGGUUACUUCUUCAAUAGGCCGUACCCCUUCGUCCUGUUCUAUUCCAAGUUCCAUGGGCUGGAGAUGUGUGUGGAUGCCAGGACCUUCGGGAAUGAAGCCAGGUUCAUCCGACGCUCCUGCAUUCCCAACGCUGAGGUGCGUCACGUGAUGGAAGAAGGAAUGCUCCACCUGUACAUCUACUCCAUCCGAAGCAUUCCAAAGGGAUCCGAGAUCUCCAUCGGCUUCGACUUUGACUACAGCAGCUGCAAAUACAAGGUGGACUGCGCGUGCCUGAAGGGGAACCCCGAGUGCCCGAUCCUGAAGCACAACACGGAGCCCACAGAGAACCUGAACAGCGGCUACGAGACGCGCCGGCGCAAAGGCAAGAAGGAGAAGGACGGGCAGAACCAGGACGGGUCUCCGGACAGAGAGGGGCCGGCCGGGAAGACCAAGACAGCGCCGGACAACAUCAAGCAGAGGAAGCUGUCCCCCCUGCGGCUCUCCAUCUCCAACAACCAGGAGCCAGAUAUUAUUGCCGAUAUAGAAGAAAAAACUCCUGUUAGCAGUGAAGUAGACAUGGAGUCAGAGGAACAGCUUGCAGAGAGGAGGAGGAAGAUGGAUAGCCCAGCUGAGAUGUCCCAUCUUGAUUCCACAGGGGGCUCCAGCUGGAUGGGACUGAGGCACAAGGAGACCAGGGAAGAGCGCAAGAUGGAGGCGAUCCUGCAGGCGUUUGCGCGUCUGGAGAAGCGAGAGAAGCGCCGGGAGCAGGCGCUGGAGAGGAUCGGCACCACCAAGCCGGACAUCAAGGAGGAGCCCCCCACGCCCGAGCUGGACACCCCGCUGCAGCAGGAGCCUGUGAAGGAGGAGCCGGCCAGCAAGCCCACUCCGGCAAAGGUGAGCCGGAACAAGCAGCGCAAGAGCUUCUCACGGAGCCGCACACACAUUGGGCAGCAACGCCGGCGCCACCGCACCAUCAGCACCUGCUCGGACCUGGCGCCCGGCUCGCCCGGCGAGGGGGGGGACACCCCUGCGGAGCAGAGAGAGGCUGACCCCUCCACACCCCUCCCCGAGACAGAGGCAGAGCCGGGGGGCCAGCCCGAGAGCAUCGCCCCUGAAGCCUGCCCCGCGCCCAGCAAGGCUGCCCCCAAGUACCCCAAAACUAAAAAGCACUUAGUGAGCGAGUGGCUGAGUGAUAAGCAGGAGAAGAGCGAGCGGGCCCCCAGGACCCCCGAGCUGCCCCCAGAGAGGCCCCUGCGCAUCACCACAGACCCCGAGGUUCUGGCCACCCAGCUCAACUCCCUGCCCGGCCUGGCCUACAGUCCCCACGUCUACAGCACUCCCAAGCACUAUAUCCGCUUCACCUCCCCCUUUCUGGCGGAGCGCAGCAGCACCGGCAGCAGCAGCCGGCGCAGGAGAGAGCUACCCGACCCCAUCGCCACCUCCACUGGCUCCUGCAAGAAGCGCUGGCUGAAGCAGGCACUGGAGGAGGAGAACUGUCCGGCUGCUGUCAGCAUGUUCAGCGCCCUGCUGUCCAGCGAGGGGCCUCUGAGCCCGGCCAUCAACGGGGACACAGACAGCCCCCUGUCCAUCAACGGGGGCUGCAACCUAGCAGAGCUGCCGACCCCCCUGAAGAAGCGGAGGCUUUGCCCCCUGGACACGGCUCUGUCAGACAGCUCCACGCCCAGCGCCUCCCCCUACGCCACGCCCACACACACGGACAGCGUGGACCCCGCCCUGUUCACCACACCGCCGCGCGCCAAGCCCGAGGACGAGACGGGCCGCAGCGGCUACAAGCCGGUGUACUCCCCCGUCACCCCGUCCACGCCCUGCCAGCACUCUGCCAGCACCAGCUUCACCCCGUCCACGUCCUGCCAGCACUCUGCCAGCACCAGCUUCCAGAAUGUUUCGUCCCCGGACAGCUCUCCUGAAGUGAAACGGAGAAUGAGCCUGCAAGAGAGACUGGAGAGACCGCCCUCACUGCUGUGUCUGCCCCCUGUCCGGAGCUCCAGCCUGCCAGAGUCGGCUCUGCUGGAGAUAAAGACUUGCGGCACUCUGAGCCCCCGCCCCGGCAGGACUGAAUGCAGCCGGGCGGGCGUCGUGGCCCCAGAAACAAUAGACUCUGGUGGGGGAGCAGGAACAGGAGGAGGAGGAGAGGGGACAGUGGAGCUCUUAGCAGUGUCAGAGAGCAGUGAACCUCCUCGCACAGACUCCCCAGCCCCUGUCCCUGCCCCGGCCUCUGAGCGCUGUGACCCAGCGGCCCAGGGAGAGGCACUGUUCACUGCCAGGGGGGGGUCCGUCUGGAUGAAGAGUCCUGAGAGGAGCAGCCUCACCUUCUCCCCUGUCAACUCCAACCUGCGGGACCUGACCCCCUCGCACACCCUGGAGCUGGGAGGCGGCUUCCGAGUGAGCGAGCUCGCCGGCGCCCCCUACAGUGAGGGAGCCCUGUACUACCCCUGCGCGGAGGAGGGGGCCUACACGCGAGCCCUGGGGGGAGAGGGUCUGGCCGACGGGGGCGGCACGCCACACAACCCCCCCCAGAAGAAGAAGGUGUCUCUGCUGGAGUAUCGCAAGCGGCAGCGGGAGGCACGCGGGAGCGGCUCCAAGCAGGAGAGCUUCUCCCCCAUGUGCAUGUCUCCGCGAUCCACAGCGCCUCCUCUGGCUGGAUUCUGCAGCAACAGCAAUGUGGUGGAAGUCUGUGUCGCUGCAGAGAUGCAACCUGAGGCCCCGCCCCCUGCCCAGCCUCCUCACACACCCCCAGCCCCCGAGACCCAGAACCCCUCCGACAGCAAGGAGCCCCCCCAGGAGGAGACGGAGGGGAGAGAGGGACAGUGGACGUCCUCUACAUCGGUGGAGCAGGCGAGGGAGAGGAGCUACCAGCGAGCACUGCUGCUGAGCGACCACCGGAAAGACAAGGAUGGAGGGGCCGAGUCGCCUCCUCCCAGCCCUGCCUCCUCUCCAUGGCCUCAGUUUCAUGUGCAGACUCCACCUUCAUCUCAUUCCAAACCCGUCUCGCACCUGCAGCUCAAGAUGCCAGCGCUGUGCCCCAGCGAGGCCUCGGCAGAUGGUCCCGAGUGGGAGGGCCCUGAGCCGACGGGGGCGCUAGUGAAGGAGUGUGCGUCUCCCAGCAGCACACAGAGAUCCUGCAAGAGCCCCCCAGCGCACUGCAAGCCCUCUUCUCCAGCCCAGUCUGCUCCUCACCAGCUGGCCGGGAAGGUGCCAGUGAAGCUGGAUCCGCAGCCCGAGGGGGGCCCAGAGAGCGUCAGCAGCAACAGCCAGCCCAAACCCCCUCCCCCCUCCCCCUCCUCCUCCUCCACCCAGCCCCCCUGCAAAACCAGCCAGCACUGGGAACAGAAAGCCACCCCGCUCACCCCCUCCAAACUGCACUGCCCUCCUGGGCCCGUCUCCUCCUCCCCUCUCAGUGAGCGCACCCCCAAACCCUCCACCCCCCUGCAGGCAUCCCACCCCGGCCCCUCGCUGCUGCUCUCCCCGCAGGGCUCCCCCUUCAGGGGGCAGAGAGCCAUCCUCCAGCACGCUGCUGCCCCAGCACAGCAGCAGCAGGGCAGUCCUGCCCUGUACAGCCAGUAUAACCAGCAGGGAGUCCCCCCGCCCCCUCCGCCGCCCCCUCCUGCCCCUGCCAGCGCUGCGUACUUCCCAGUGCAGGCCCCUCCCGCCGCGGGCAGCUUCCCCGGGUACAGCGGGCAGCUCAAGCAGGUGAGCGCCUUCCCUGCUGGCCCUGGCCAGCCUCUCCUGCAACAGGGGGCACCACAGCCCUCCGCCCUGCUGCCUCCCAGCAUCCACCACCUGCAACACGCCCCGCACACACCACACCCACACCUCCUGCAGUCAGGGCCACCCGGGCACUACCUCCCAGCCCAGGGGCCUGCCACUUCCACCGCCCCCCCUCCUCCACCCCCACCUCCCCCUCCCCCCAACCCUCACCUGCAGCCCCAGAGCACCCCGCAGCUCCUGCACGUCACCCUGACAGCCCCCUCCCCCUCCUCUGCUCACCACCACCCCCCUUCCCCCGCCCCCUCGCUGCACCCCUCCCCCCCACUGCUCCUCCAACAGCACGUCCUGAGCUCCGUGCCCCCUCCCCCUCCGCCUCCCCCUCCCCCCUCCAUCACACACCACUAUCAGACUGUGGCUAGUUUCCCCGCCCACGGGCCCACGCUGAUCCACACCCCCCUGCUCCCCACACAAGGACCAAACCCCAGCUCUGCUGCAGGGUACCAGACACACCAGCAGGGGGUGCCCCUGCCUCCCCCUCCACAGCAGCAGCUGGUUGCCGUGCCCCGCACUGCCGGCACCUUCCAGCCCAGCAGCUACCUGGGCUCUGGCUGGCAUUGAGCAACGCAGGAGGAACGCUCAGCAAGAAGAAUUUUAAAUGUCAUGUAAAAUAAGCUGUAAAUAUUUUAUAUGUACCCGGGAAGGUACUUUUUAAAAGAAAAAAAGACUUUGUAUAAAAAAACAACAAAAAACAAGUGAACCCCAGAGCUCAUUAUUUCUCACCCUCUCCCUCCCUCCCUCCCUUCCUUCCUCCUGCUCAGCAGGGUUUGUUAUUUUUGUCCACUCUCUCUCUCUCUCUCGCUCGUCUCUGUCUGUCUGUCCUGCAGUAUUAGAAACUCGGCACCUCUCUGACAUUCCAGUUUCUUCGUUACCUUCGUUUUAUCUUUUUUUUGUUUAUCGCUGAGUGUUUCAGAUUUAAUUGUUGCUUUUAGAGGCUCGUUUAGUGAAUCUCUUUUUCUACUCUUGUAUGUAAUUAAAUCUGUACACAGCGAAACGUGAGUGCAGCUGAUCUUCAUUCUCUCCCUUGCCCCAGACUCAGUGCUCUUGUGUGUGUGUGCGUGUGUGUGCGCGAGCGAGCGUGUGUCUGCGGUCUGUGUGCGUGCGUGUGUGUGUGCGAGCGAGCGUGUGUCUGCGGUCUGUGCGUGCGUGUGCGUGUGUGUGCGCGAGCGAGCGUGUGUCUGCGGUCUGUGCGUGCGUGUGCGUGUGUGUGCGCGAGCGAGCGUGUGUCUGCGGUCUGUGUGCGUGCGUGUGUGUGUGUGCACACUAGACUGGGAUGAAGAGUGGAUACCUCACAUCUCUAGGCGUGAUGUUGCAGGUUAUUUUUGGAUUUUAAUGGUUAUUUGUAGAAAUGUAAUUUAAUGUAUAAAUUUGUUUCUUACAUCUUUCCACAGAAAAUUGUGUAAAUAAUGCUUUUCUUAUAUUUUUUCUUUUUAAUGCUUGUAAAAUUGCUUCCAUCCAUUCCUUUUUGGAAUAUUGUAAAUAUAAAAAGCUCUCUUUGCAAAGCUGUAUGUUCUCUUUGAAAGUAGUGGGAGAGUCUACAUUUGAAUUUUUUUUUUUUUUUUAAGAGAGAUACUGUCCCACGCAGCGCUGGUUGGUUAUUUUCAUGAUUCAUGAUAAUAAAUCACAGUAAUGUCAGUUUUAUACCA